UACGUGUUUAUGGUCUUCAUAAACGUUAAUUACAUAAGAAUCUUAGCUGUGAUCUUGUGUUUCCGCAUGUGGGUUUGAUCGAUUUAGAUCGUUGGGUUUUUUUUUUCCGACCGGAAAUAUGAGGUACUGAGAGAUUAGUAGGUGUUCUAUGUAAACAGAGAGAUGGUAGGGAUACAAGAGAAGAAGUUUCUGACAGUGGCACCGUUCGAGUGUGCGUGGAGAGAAGAUCUAAAGUUCCGGGAACCGGGUAGAGGUUGUGUUGCCUUUGAUGCUUUUGCACAUAACGACGUAACGGUGGUCUUCAGGGAGAAUGUCGGGAGCCGACAUUACCAUUACAAGAAGGACAAUAGUCCUCAUUACAUUGUGAUCAUCGGAAGCAAUAGGAACCGUAGGCUGAAAAUUCUGGUGGAUGGGAGAGUUGCGGUUGAUGAGGAAGGCAUCGGUCUUUGUUGUUCUUCGGGGUUUCAGAGUUACUGGAUUGGUAUCUAUGACGGGUUGAUCAGCAUCGGGGAAGGUCGGUACCCGUUCCAGAAUCUGGUGUUUCAGUGGCACGACACUAAACCCAAUUGUAAUGUUCAGUAUGUUGGGCUCAGCAGCUGGGAUAAACAUGUUGGGUAUAGAAAUGUGAGUGUGUUUCCCUUGACUCAGAAUCAUAUCCUGUUAUGGAAGCAAGUGGAUUGCCAUGAGCUUAAAGGAGAAGAAUUGGGUGAUGAAAAGCUGGUGGAGGAAGAGAUGGCGUAUGAACAAUGGGGAUGCAGUAAUUUUCUGGAGAGUUGGCAAUUGUCCGAUAUGUUCUUUGUCAUUGGAGAAGAGGAAACUCCUGUCCCUGCUCACAAGGUUAUUUUACAAGCAUCUGGUAACUUUCCGUUGAGUUCAUCUGAUGGAGAUGUCAUCCGACUUCGUGAAGUGACUUAUCCGAUUCUCCAUGCACUUCUUCAGUAUAUCUAUACAGGACGGGUUCAGAUUUCAGAAUCAGAACUUGCUUCAUUGCGUGCUUUGAGCUCUCGAUUUGAAGUGGUACCACUGGUGAGGCAGUGUGAAGAAAAUAUGGAACAGUUAAAAUUAAGAGACAAAGCAUUUGAACCCUGUAAAAAAGUCAAGAUCUCAUGUCCGAUCUCACAGCCCCUGUCUAGUCUUAUGUUUCCGUGUUCCUUCCCUGUUAAUGUGGAGAAGCUUAAAAUGAUGUAUUCAACCGGUGAAUACUGUGAUGUCAAAAUCAAUGCCGGUACGGAAGGUCUCACUUUCCACUGUCAUAAAGCUAUUCUCAGUCUGUGGAGUGUUCCAUUUGCAAAGAUGUUCACUAAUGGAAUGAGUGAAAGCCGGUCAUCAGAGAUUUUUUUAAGUGAUGUAUCAGCAGAAGUGUUUAAAGCUAUGGUAAACUUCAUGUAUAGCGGAGAGUUGAGAAUAGAGGACACCAUGGAUUUCGGUACGAAUUUGCUCCAUCUUCUUUUUCUGGCUGAUCGUUUUGGAGUUAUUCCGCUUCAUCAAGAAUGCUGCAAGAUGGUGUUGGAAUGUCUCUCGGAGGAUUCUGUAUGUUCAGUUCUGCGAGUGGUUUCAUCUAUCUCGUCAUGUAAACUCAUAGAGGAGAUGUGCAAGAGGAAAUUCUCCAUGCAUUUUGACUAUUGCACCACCGCAAGUUUGGACUUUGUCUCGUUAGAUCAAGAAACUUUCAGUGAUAUUCUAGAGUCUGCAGAUUUGACUGUGACAUCUGAGGAGAAGGUCCUCAAUGCAAUUCUCAUGUGGUGCAUUGAAGCUGAGGAAUCUUGCAGUUGGGAAGUGAUUGACGAGCUAAUGGGAAGUUCUAAUGCAGAAACUCUGUUCAAAGAAAGGCUUCACUUGCUUGAUGACCUGUUGCCACAUGUACGCUUCUCGUUAUUGCCACAUGAGUUGCUCAAGAAGCUAGAAAGCAGCAACCUUAGCAGGCAGAUUCCAGUUUUUAGUCGUCUCGUUAAGGAGGCUAGUAGUUAUCUGGAAUCAGGAGUAACACGCCCCGGAAAACUACAAAUGUUCCAACACCGAAGAUCCAGUUACAAGGAGCUUCAGUACAUAUGUGACGGAGAUAGUAACGGGGUACUGCACUAUGCGGGUACAUCCUACGGGGAUCAUCAAUGGGUCAAUCCCGUUCUUGCAAAGAAAAUUACCAUUAUUGUCAGCAGCCCCACAUCAAGAUUCACCGAUCCAAAGACUUUAGCAUCUAGAACUUACAUGGGAACGUCCUUUGCAGGGCCUAGGAUGGAAGAUGGGCAGAUAUCUUCGUGGUGGAUGGUAGAUUUAGGCAAAGAUCACCAGCUCAUGUGCAACUACUACACAUUGAGACAGGAUGGGUCGAGGACAUACCCGAGAUCUUGGAAGCUUCAGGGAUCAAUGGACGGGAACAGUUGGGCAGAUGUGAGGGUCCACGAGGACGACCAAACCAUGUGCAAGCUAGGCCAAUUUGCAUCGUGGCCUAUCGUCGGAGCGAACUCCUUGCUACCAUUCAGGUAUUUCAGGGUCGUCAUGACGGGUCCAACGGCUGAUGCAUCUAAUCCGUGGAGCUUCUGCAUAUGUUUCUUGGAACUGUACGGCUACUUCCGUUGAGCGGACACCAGCUUUGUCAUGUCUAAAACUCAUGACAAGACUUUUGCUUUGUGACGUUGUUUGAAGACAAAAUGUUUUCACUACAGUGGGAUUGUCUUUGUGUCCCAAUGAUGGAUGAAAAUUAAUUUCCGAAUUUGAUUUGAGUUAGGUAAUAUAUAAAAUAUGGUUUGUGUGAUUA
This is a messenger RNA of Tarenaya hassleriana, 2755 nucleotides long. Its product is annotated as BTB/POZ domain-containing protein At2g30600. Bases 163 to 2577 code for a protein of 804 amino acids. The transcript is spliced from 14 exons. Gene Ontology annotation, molecular function: protein binding. Lineage: Eukaryota; Viridiplantae; Streptophyta; Magnoliopsida; Brassicales; Cleomaceae. The record is from RefSeq and is a predicted model, not a curated record.